This is a messenger RNA of Serpula lacrymans var. lacrymans S7.9, 325 nucleotides long. RefSeq lists its product as uncharacterized. Lineage: Eukaryota; Fungi; Basidiomycota; Agaricomycetes; Boletales; Serpulaceae. The record is from RefSeq and is a predicted model, not a curated record. The transcript has a single exon. The annotation marks the transcript as partial.
GGAAAUCGAGCUGCGUAUUUGAUCCCAGCGAGGCGGAUGAAAUGGAUGCACUCGGUCCUGAAUUCGAGGUGAUGGACAUCAUUGCAACGGAGAAAAGCGCAGAUGUCUGGACGGGAUGAAGGUUUCCUUGGCGAGUCAGCCGUUGUCCGUCGCUCAAUGGCUGGACAGUCAAUAUGCCGCGCCCAUCGUUGCGCACCUCUCGCGUCUCGAUGGCGGCGUUCGGCUUGCAUGUGAGGAACGCCAUCUCCCAGGUCUGAUCUGUGGCAACGAGGGAGGAGGAUGGGAUGUUGGUGUAAUUAAGCCACACGUAGCUUUCCGUGCUCAG